CCUGUGACUGAAACUCUUCACUUAGAGAGACAUCAUAUCCUAGAAGAAGCUCAUCAUGGGAAUCCAGGGUUUGACGAGCUUCAUUGAUCAGAGUGGAACAUUUUUAACAGAUGAUCACUUCAGACACAGCAGGUUGAUAAUAGAUGGUAAUAAUAUCUUCCACUUUCUUUAUUUUAACUCAAGUGUGGAUUUGAAGCAUGGAGGGGAUUAUGAUAAUUUUGAGGACCAGGUCUGUGAGUUCUUUAAGGCUCUGAGAGAUUGUGGCAUUGAACCUUAUGUGGUUAUAGAUGGAGGAUCCGACCACACCGACAAAAAGUUUGAAACUCUCCGACAACGAGCUCAAACAAAGAUCGACAACUUGUCCAAGGGGCUUGAGAGGGACAGAAUAUUACCAACCCUCGUCAAACAAGUCUUCAAACAGGUCCUCUCCAGCCUGAAGGUGCCGUUCGCACAGUGCAUCUUUGAAGCAGACCAAGAAAUAGCCUCCUUGGCUCAAAGGUGGAACUGUCCGGUCCUGUCCAAUGACAGUGACUUUUAUAUUUUUGACAUCCAGGCAGGAUAUCUGCCCUUCUUCCAUUUUCAGUGGCAGAACGUGUCUGUGCAAGGGGGGAGCUCUCAAAGAUACAUUCCCUGCAAGCGAUACACCACAACAAGCUUCUGCAGACAAGUCAACAUCAACAGACAGCUUCUCCCAGUCUUCGCUGCCAUCGCAGGAAACGACUAUGUCAACUUGACUAACAUGGGCUUUUCCAUCAGGUGGAAAGGCUACCCGCCGAUGGAAUCCAAUCGGAAGCCAAGGGUUGUCUUCUUCAACAGGUUGCUGGAUUGGCUGGCCCGUUUCCAGGGACAGCGGGAAGCCUUGGACUCUGUGCCCAGCCUCAUCGGUCAUGGGAUCAACAGAGACAACAUGGAUGCUGCCCUCCUGGCCCUCUCUCUGAGCAUAGAAGAGUACAAGCCUCAACUCGGUUGCCUGGAGAGGUUCUUCAAUGAUGGCAAGGCUCCUGAUCCCAGCCUUCUCCCAGACCAUCUGCGUGUCCUUCCACACUGGACCCUGCUGCCGUUGAUGAAGGGGACACUUCCCUCCUACAUGAUAUACAUUCUGCUGCAGAGGCCAGUGAUACAGGGUGUCCAAGUGGAAGAUCCCAGCUUACCCAGCGGGAACAUCACCUCUCGGCCCAUACGGCAGGUAUUCUACGGGCUGCUGCUGGGUGAGAGGAAGGAAGUUGAGGAGUAUGACAGGGAAGACACGGACCUGACCAGCAGCAAGGUUAAAGCCGUCCUGCCCAGUGCUGCACGACAGCUGCAGCUACACAAGCUGGAUCAGGCUCCACAUCCAGUUCGGCUUGAGGUGUUUUUGGAGACCCUUGGUGUGUCCCAGUCCACUUUGAAUGGUGUCCCACCUCAUCUGGGACUUCCUGUGGCUGUUACCUACUACUGGCUGAGGCACGCCCAUCUCCGACCAGACCAUCCUCUCCUGCAGGCCCUGCUACUAGGACUGGUGUACGGAGAGCUCUGCAGACAGAGGAAGAGCCAGAGAGAGGAGGGACCAGUGUUGGAGAGGCUGAGAGGGCUGAUUCAGAGAGGUGCUAGGAGUCCAGACCUGGGUGUGGCCCACGCCUUUAGCCAAUGGCAGUAUUGCAUGAGGGAUGGCCUUGACCUGAACCAACUGCUGUGCUUCCCUCUACUGGAGCCUCAGUGUGCCUGGCUGUACAAGGGAACUAUGGUGCACCAGCUUGUGGCCAAACUGAGAGGGGGGGUGACCCCGGAUUCUCUCCUGAUGGAAGACUCUUCCUCUGAGCAGCUGUACAGAGCCAUGCUGGAAGCCAUACUCAACUCCCAUGAAACUGAGGCCACUGGACAACAGCCAUUGACUCAGCCCCGGUAAUAGGGUUAGAGGCAGAGAAUCCCAGUGGAGAGAGGGGAACCGGCCAGGCAGAGACAGCAAGGGUGGUUUGUUGCUCCAGUGCCUUUCCGUUCACCUUCACACUCCUGGGCCAGACUACACUCAAUCAUAGGACCUACUGAAGAGAUGAGUCUUCAAUAAAGACUUAAAGGUCGAGACCGGGUCUGCGUCUCUCACAUUGGUAGGCAGACCAAUCCAUAAAAAUGGAGCUCUAUAGGAGAAAGCCCUGCCUCCAGCUGUUUGCUUAGAAAUUCUAGGGACAAUAAGGAGGCCUGCGUCUUGUGACCGUAGCGUACGUGUAGGUAUGUACGGCAGGACCAAAUCGGAGAGAUAAGUAAGAGCCCAUUUAAUGCUUUGUAGGUCAGCAGUAAAAUGUUGAACCUUGAACAUCAAGGUUCAACAACCUUGAACGACCACUAUACAACCGUUGUGUUAUAGUGAGACUUGCAACAUUUUUACAUUUUAAUUGUUCUUAUUUGUGUACUGUUAAGAAUAGUAGGCCAAGGCCCAGUUUUCUGUGACAUGGGUAGGAAGGCCCCACUUACCUCCAUGCACACAUUCAUGAAGUAGUUUCACUUUCACUCUCACACGGAGCUUAAAGAAGAAUGAACAUCGAGAAGAGAAUUGACAUUUGAUUAAAGAAAAUAAGGAAAAAGUUUAAACAAUUAAUUUGGGAUGAGGUUUAUUAAAAUUAUAAUUCAAGGUUAAAUAUGUUAAAGGUUGAAAACAUUGUGAAUUAUACAUUGUGAAACAUUAAAGGGGAUUAAAGUAGUGCAGUAAAAUGGUUAAGAAUGUUAUAUUGUUGUUUUCUGUAAGGUGUGAUGUAUAUAGACUGUGUUUGUUAGAGGAGGAGGUUGAUAAUGUAACAGUGUUGGAGUGUUUAAAAUAGUUUAUGUUUAGAAUGUAAUGGAGUAAUAAAUUAGGUUGGAUUAGGAUUAGAAUUGAGUGGAAUAAGAAACCUUAAUGAUUUGAAAAUGUAUGUUUUAAAGGUGACUGAUAAUGGAGUACAUUAAGGCUAGCUCGAAUUGGAAAUCCCAGGCCAGAAAUAUUUAUGACAUAUUUCAUGUACAUGUUUUAAUGAAAGACUAGAAAAAUAAAUGUCCUAAAUGAAA
Messenger RNA from Salvelinus fontinalis (brook trout), 3015 nucleotides. RefSeq names its product protein asteroid homolog 1-like. The transcript has 5 exons. Lineage: Eukaryota; Metazoa; Chordata; Actinopteri; Salmoniformes; Salmonidae. Gene Ontology annotation, molecular function: nuclease activity. Bases 56 to 1885 code for a protein of 609 amino acids. The record is from RefSeq and is a predicted model, not a curated record.